GCGUGGUUGUCUGUGCAUGAGCGUGUGAGGCGUUCUUCGGGAAAGACAGAAAAAAAGUUUGGACGUACUUGCUACCAGCUUUUUUAGGAAUGAACGCAGAUACGUGCGUUUCAUAUUGCGAUAUGACAUCCAUGGAUUCAUAUUAUAACCCGUCCUCGGCGCAAGGUAGGGAUCAGCAGGCCAAUCCUUUCAGGACAUUCCAGCCAAGUGACACCAAAUACAGCCCCACUUUCCUCCCCAGCAAAGGUCAAGCUUACGGGGAGAAGUCGCGGAGUCCUUUCCAACAGGAGUGCCAGUCAUUGGAUGCGCCCGGUGGGGAAGGCACCUUUAACAAAUACCACCUCUUCAUGCAGAGACCUACUUGCAAAACACCCCCCGAAGGCAACAAACUCCACCAGGACAGCGGACACAACGGCGCACUCAUCUCCUGUUAUGGUAAGGACGGCACUGGACUGAACGACUCCGAGUUGCCCCCGAACUCCGACCCCACGGGGAUGGACGGCAGUUACCUCGGCGUGAAGGAACAGGGCGUGAAGGGGCCCUCAGACAGGCCCGGCUCGGAGCUGGGCAGUCCCCACGAGAAGAGCGAGGCGGAGAGCAACAAGGGCAAGAAGAGACGGAACCGCACCACCUUCACCAGCUACCAGCUGGAGGAGCUGGAGAAGGUGUUCCAGAAGACACACUACCCGGACGUCUAUGCCAGAGAGCAGCUCGCCCUCAGGACUGACCUCACAGAGGCCCGUGUGCAGGUGUGGUUCCAGAACCGUCGGGCCAAAUGGAGGAAGAGAGAGCGCUUUGGUCAGAUGCAGCAGGUCCGCACUCACUUCUCUUCUGCCUAUGAGCUGCCGCUACUCACCAGACCAGAGAAUUAUGCACAGAUCCAGAAUCCGUCAUGGAUAGGAGGCGGCAGCGCAGCGUCUCCGGUUCCAGGUUGCGUGGUCCCGUGUGACACCGUCACGCCGUGCAUGACCCCCCACCCGCACCCCGGCAGCGGCGUGUCCGACUUCCUGGGCGUGCCCAGCCCCGGGGGCCACAUGGGACAGACGCACAUGGGCAGCCUGUUCGGGAGCCCCGGUAUGGGCGGAGCCAUCAACGGCUACGACCUCAACGUGGACCCCGACCGCAAGUCGUCCAGCAUCGCCACCCUGCGCAUGAAGGCCAAGGAGCACAGUGCGGCCAUCUCCUGGGCCACAUGAUGGCCUCGCCUGGGACAUACACACCCUAACCAGCCCCUCCACCAUCAACAGAGCUUUCUCUGCACGCCCAGCUCUAUGGACUCUCCAUUGACAUAUAAUAGCAAGCUAAACUACAGAGAGCCGUUGUAAUUACAAGAGGAUCACACUAAGAAUGUUUAUAGAGAAGAGAGAGGGAGAUGAAAAGAGAGUAGUCAACAUGC
Messenger RNA from Clupea harengus (Atlantic herring), 1396 nucleotides. Its product is annotated as homeobox protein aristaless-like 4. Gene Ontology annotation, molecular function: RNA polymerase II transcription regulatory region sequence-specific DNA binding; DNA-binding transcription activator activity, RNA polymerase II-specific. The record is from RefSeq and is a predicted model, not a curated record. Gene Ontology annotation, biological process: regulation of transcription by RNA polymerase II. NCBI's taxonomy places the organism in Eukaryota, Metazoa, Chordata, Actinopteri, Clupeiformes, Clupeidae.